ACCGGCAAUGUUACAUAUUCUGACACACUCUCCACACCAGUUAUCGAUAGAGUUCUUUACAACGAUGGCAACGAAGUAAUUUCAGGCAAUUUAUACUCAGCCAAAAUCAUACUCAAAAGUAACUUAACAAUUACAAAGACAUAUUAUCUCUUUGCAACAGAAAGCAACGCUUCCAGCGCCUCUGUCACUAGCGUCAAAACAUCACAAAAUGUUAGCACUGCAACAGCCGUAGCAAGCACGAACAAGACAGAAUGGACUUUCAAAGUUAACGCUCCAGAGGAUCAUAAUAAGACAAAGUUACUUGUUGUUGUUGAGUUCGCCGCCAAUCAUACAUCCGAGUUAGGUACCGGCAAUGUUACAUAUUCUGACACACUCUCCACACCAGUUAUCGAUAGAGUUCUUUACAACGAUGGCAACGAAGUAAUUUCAGGCAAUUUAUACUCAGCCAAAAUCAUACUCAAAAGUAACUUAACAAUUACAAAGACAUAUUAUCUCUUUGCAACAGAAAGCAACGCUUCCAGCGCCUCUGUCACUAGCGUCAAAACAUCACAAAAUGUUAGCACUGCAACAGCCGUAGCAAGCACGAACAAGACAGAAUGGACUUUCAAAGUUAACGCUCCAGAGGAUCAUAAUAAGACAAAGUUACUUGUUGUUGUUGAGUUCGCCGCCAAUCAUACAUCCGAGUUAGGUACCGGCAAUGUUACAUAUUCUGACACACUCUCCACACCAGUUAUCGAUAGAGUUCUUUACAACGAUGGCAACGAAGUAAUUUCAGGCAAUUUAUACUCAGCCAAAAUCAUACUCAAAAGUAA
Messenger RNA from Trichomonas vaginalis G3, 812 nucleotides. RefSeq lists its product as uncharacterized. The transcript has a single exon. NCBI's taxonomy places the organism in Eukaryota, Parabasalia, Trichomonadida, Trichomonadidae. The annotation marks the transcript as partial. The record is from RefSeq and is a predicted model, not a curated record.